Molecule: messenger RNA, 1085 nt
Organism: Bursaphelenchus xylophilus (pine wood nematode)
Lineage: Eukaryota; Metazoa; Nematoda; Chromadorea; Rhabditida; Aphelenchoididae
Source: the annotation of a GenBank genome assembly
AUGGCAUAUUUCACAUUGCAGGGUAGUAAGAUCUUGUAUCACUAGCUCCAAUGAGUUCUUUAUUACUUUUUCUGAAACAAAAAGGUCGUCCUUGCCGCAUAAGGCGUGAUUUUAACGAGAAAAAGAGCGCUGCAAGAAUACGAGUUGCUUGAGGGCACACGCCGAAUUUGGUGGUAAAAAGCAUACCCAUCGUCCUUGUAGGUCCCUUAAUAGUGUUCGAAGAUAACUGAACCAUGUCGCUUACUCAAGGAGACUGAGAAAACUUUAGUUAUUUUAGGUGAUCAGAAAGUUUUGUCCACCAAUUUUUGAAAAAACCUGCAUAACUCGCCUAAGGACAGAGACACGAAAAACAAUUUUAUGUGGCACAUUCUGUUUGUCAUGACUAGUAUACAUACAUGCCAAGUUUCAAAGCGAUUGCAUUAUAUUGACUUGAGAUAUGGGUGGUUAGAAAUUUAUGUCCGGGAGUAUAUUACUUAAUUGACCCUAACAAACAAUAACCCUACAGUGCCGGACCUGGUCCAGGGGCAAAAAACGUACCAUUUUGCAUCCGGGAAGUGUCAAAAAUAUAGCAAAAUACAUCCCUCCCCAAACGAAAAACUCCGAUUUCGAAACGCGCCUUUCAAAACGGAGUUUUUUAUUUGUAAAGGGAGGCAUUUUGCCAUAUGUUUUGAUACUUCCCGGAUGAAAAAUGGUGCGUUUUUUGCCAGUGGAUCAAGUCCGCCACUGUAACUAGAAACUCCAAAAGCAAUUUAAAACAAUCCGAGUCCCUCAAUCUCUUGCUAUUAUGUUCAAGUAAAUAGUCUCUGAAGCUGCUUCCAAUAUAACCAUUCCUUUAAAAAUUUCCAGGUCUCGACGCCGAAGAGCUCCAAUAUUAUUCUCGAGGAGUCCUCAAUCCGAAACGCUCAUAUUAUGAGCGAAUCAACCACUCGGUGAAUCUUGUGGGAUGGGGAGAACAGAACGGAACACCUUAUUGGAUCAUGAAGAACAGUUGGGGUCGUCAAUGGGGAGAGAAUGGAUUCGCUCGGAUUAAGAGAGGAGUCGAUGCCUUCAAGGUCGAGAGCUAUGUUCAAGUCGCUACUGUGUAG